AUGUCGUAUCGCCCAGGUAAAGGUACAGAGAUAGACUUUUUGUCCGUUUAUUUAUAAUUUUAUCGUGUUUUAGGCUCUACUGGAUAUGAUAAUCAUGGUCAAUUCCUUGAACAACAAAAUGACCAGCUGACAGAGGACCUUCAUUCCAAGGUCCAGCAAUUGAAAAGGGUAACAAUAGCAAUUGGAGACGAUGUGCGAGAGCAAAAUAGGCUUCUUAGUUCUAUGGUAAGUUUUUGGCUUGGCUUUUGAGGUUUAGGUGAUGGAUGGAAAAAUGAGAUAUUAAUUUUGGUUGUCCUUGCAAGAAUUUGUAAAGACGAUCGGGGUUGUCCUUCAAAAGACCUCUAACUUGCCAAAUUUGGUACAGAGUUGCUUCAUGUGGUUUACAAUCGAUGUAUUAUGUCUAGGCUUGAUCAGAGUUUCGUAAAUUUUGUUAUGGCCUAUUUUUGAUAUUGUUCAUAACAGUUGAUUCAAAAAAUAUACAGCCAGCCGUUUUCGAGGUUUGAAACACACAGAGUACGUUUAAUGUGCCCUAUAACUGUUUAUAAUUGAAAUUUACCUCUCUUACUGUUCCUUUUCAGGAGGGCGACUUUGAUCUUUCCAACACACUUCUCGGACAAACGAUGAAGAAACUAGGAUUGGUGUCACGUGCCGGUGGUAAGUAGUUUCUUCAUUGUUUUUUUCAUUUUUAGAAUACAAAGUUCAUCAUUUUGACCUUACCAAAUUUUAGGUAACAGAGUUCUAUGUUAUCUGGUUCUCUUCGCCUUCUUCGUGUUCCUUGUGGUCUACUACUUGGCACGAGGGUAG
Molecule: messenger RNA, 804 nt
Organism: Bursaphelenchus xylophilus (pine wood nematode)
Lineage: Eukaryota; Metazoa; Nematoda; Chromadorea; Rhabditida; Aphelenchoididae
Source: the annotation of a GenBank genome assembly